AUGUCCACCCCGCAAGCAAACACCCUCACCGCGAGCUAUGCCGUGUUCUCGGACGACUCGGACUCGGGCUCGGACUCGGACUCGGGCUCGAGCUCACACUCCUCUGCCGCAUCGUCCUCGUCGACAGAACGAAAAACGACAUCAAACACGCUUGAGAUCAAGGCCGAUGCACGGUCGUCGUCAGAGUCAUCUUCGCCAUCCAUGUCCUCAUCGUCGUCGUCAUCCGCGGACGCCGCCACACCCGCCACGCCCGCCAUCGCUGGGAAGACGCCUCAUUGUCCGGCGCCUCCUCGCCCCGAGCACCGCCCACAUGUUUCUUCAUCCUCGUCGACCUCCUCGUCCUCAUCCUCCGCAUCUCCUCCGCCAUCGCGCACUGGCGCUACUCCGCAGCGGGCCGCUUCGGUGAGAUCCAGCUCGGGAUCCGAUGCGUCGGAGUCGUCGACAGCGUCAUCGGAUUGCGUGCGAGAAUGGGUCCCGGAUGAGCUAGAGGUGACCGAGUUCGAUGCCAUGUUUGCAGCGUGUGGCGCUCAGGUUGAAGAUCCGCCGUCUCCGCUCGUGCCUCCUCGCCCGGCGCCAGCGCUCGCACCGGUUCGCCCUGCACCGACUCUGGUGACGUCCUCGCCGCAAGCUGCGGCGCCCCGACAUGUGCGCUCCACCUCGACAUCCAAGUCGGUCACCUACCUGCAGAUCAUGGUCAUUCAUCAGAGCCGAACCAAGAUCCAGUUCAAGCCCGAGGUGGCGUUCAGGUUCCACGGAUCGGAGGAGGAGUUUAUGGUGACACUGCAGAAAAACGACUGGACGGCCAAGUCCAAGAUGUACUCGGGCGGCAUCGUCGAAUAUUCGCUCGAGUGGUUCUCGGCCAUGGGCUUUCUGGAGCUGAUGAACAAGCUCGGCGGAUGGCGGCUGGUCUCGUUCGAGUACGUGGCCAAGUCUGCGGUGGUGGCCGGCAAGAAAAACCGCGCGGGCGUUCACGCCGUCCGCGAGCUGCUGCUCGCCCGCCCGGCCGCGUCGAUCCUUGUCCCGGCCGCCAAGUAUCUCACCGUGUACGCCACCGCCAAGGCCAAGACGCUCACGAUCACCGUCCACCUCGCCCACGGCUUUGGCGACAAGCAGCUCGCCGCCCGCUUCCUCCGUUGGCUCAAGGACCACCCGGACACUGCAAGAGUCAACGCAGAAACCGCUCGUGACACGCCCAACAUCAAGUUCAGCAUCAGCCACGCCCGCGGCGCCUUUUCCAUCACAGACGCUCUCGAGCAGUUUGCCAUCCUCACCGGCUAUCGGCUUGUUGCCCACGCCCGCGGCGGCGUUACGUCAUGAGCAAGUAGUUCUCGCCGCAGGUAGGCUACAUCGGUGACACCGCCGAUUCGAUGAGGACCGACGUGUCGUGGACAAACGACUCGGCCUGGGCCACAAACGCCGCCGCCGCCGACUGCGCCCGUGACAGCUGACUGCUGAGGUUGUAGCUAGCGAGCGCAGCGCGCAUAGUGCCCACCACAUCAGCAAACGAAUCGAGCGACGA
Molecule: messenger RNA, 1519 nt
Organism: Thecamonas trahens ATCC 50062
Lineage: Eukaryota; Apusomonadida; Apusomonadidae
Exons: 2
Coding region: 1-1317 (438 amino acids)
Source: RefSeq, a predicted model, not a curated record